GUGCUUCACUCAAACCAGUUGACUUCGUACUACCGGCCACGACGCACUCGCCGUCUCAAAUAACAAACAAUUUGUGAAUGAACCGAACAAAUUAACGUAACUGUAGUGAGAAGUAAGAGUUAUGGUAAAGUGAAACUGUUUCGACUAACGGUUUGUACAAGACGAUAUCGGAGUUCGUGAUUAAAUAAAUAUUCGCGAUGGGAAUGGGAGGUGCAAUGAACAGAUGCGGCCGAUGCAUGAAGGUCUCGCUAAUAUGCAUCAACGUAAUCACUUUUCUUGGCGGUGUAAUCGGAUUGGCAGUCGGCCUGUGGAUAUGGAUAUCCCGGUCCUUCUCCAGCACACUGAUGAGCAACAACAUGUUCAUAGCAUCAGUGGUGGUAGUGGUGGCCAUGGGAGCUGCCCUCAUGGUGCUGUCCAUCCUCGGCUGCUGCGGAGCCGCUAAGGAGGUCAAAUGUAUGCUACUCACGUAUUACAUCCUGGUAUUUAUAAUCUUCGUGGUGAUGCUGAUUGGCGGGAUCCUGCAGUUUGUCUUCCGAGAGAAGGUGAUGACAACACUAGACCGGGAGUUGUACGCAUCCAUACCAUACUAUGGAGUCAGGCACGAGUACACCAAGUCCUGGGAUGACACGCAGACGUACCUCCAGUGUUGUGGCGUCAAAGGGUACAAGGAUUGGAACGAUAAUGUGCCAGAGAGCUGUUGCCGAGAAGUGUAUCCCGGAAAGAGGAUGGACUGCAAAGCGUCUCCGAACCCGACCACAAUGUAUGUGGAGGGUUGCCUCACCAAGGUGACAGACUUCUUGAGGGAAGACGCCGUGUACGUUGGUACUGUCGCUGUCAUCAUUGCUUUGAUAAUGAUAUUGGCCCUGAUACUAUCAUGCGGAUUGUUCGUGAAGAUAGAGUGACGACGUGGUGACGACACGAGGUGAUGACUUGUAAGGAAUCGAGUAUUCAUUGUAUGAUUAUGAAUGUGUAGCCAUUUGUGAUUUGAUUUGAUCGUGUGCCUUCGGACUUUUCUAUUUAUUUAUAAAAAAUAAUUAAAAACGUAUUUUUGCAAUAAAAUUGUGAUUGCAGCUA
Messenger RNA from Spodoptera frugiperda (fall armyworm), 1074 nucleotides. Its product is annotated as tetraspanin-9. Lineage: Eukaryota; Metazoa; Arthropoda; Insecta; Lepidoptera; Noctuidae. Gene Ontology annotation, cellular component: membrane. The transcript is spliced from 6 exons. The record is from RefSeq and is a predicted model, not a curated record. Bases 198 to 902 code for a protein of 234 amino acids.